Molecule: messenger RNA, 8025 nt
Organism: Hypanus sabinus (Atlantic stingray)
Lineage: Eukaryota; Metazoa; Chordata; Chondrichthyes; Myliobatiformes; Dasyatidae
Gene: gosr2
Product: golgi SNAP receptor complex member 2
Exons: 6
Coding region: 129-767 (212 amino acids)
Biological process (GO): vesicle fusion; intra-Golgi vesicle-mediated transport
Cellular component (GO): Golgi apparatus; late endosome membrane; ER to Golgi transport vesicle membrane
Molecular function (GO): SNAP receptor activity; SNARE binding
Source: RefSeq, a predicted model, not a curated record
GGCGGGUCCUGAAGAGGGAAAUCAAGUGGUGACGUGUUGCUGAGAGAGGCCGAGGUUUCGAGCAUCAUCCCCGGUCUCCCGUUCUCAGAUAUCCCGAGUUCCAGGCCUCCGGUUCCGGGCCUCCCAGGAUGGAGACUUUAUAUCACCAAACCAAUAAGCAGAUCCAUGAGGUGCAAGCCCACAUGGGGCGGCUGGAGAAGGCGGAUGCGCAAUCUGUUCACUUGGUGGAAAAUGAAAUCCAAGCCAGAAUAGAUCAAGUAUUUAGCAGCUUGGAGCGGCUUGAAAUAUUGACUAGCAAGGAGCCACCAAACAGACGUCAGAAUGCUAAGCUUCGAGUGGAUCAACUGAAAUAUGACUGCCAGCACUUACAAACAGCUUUAAAGAAUUUCCAGCACCGCCGCUAUACACGUGAGCAACAGGAUCGAGAGCGUGAGGAAUUGUUGUCGCGCACAUUCACAACCAAUGAUGCUGACACCUCAAUAGCAAUAGACGAGACCUUGCAGUUUAAUACUUCUUUACACAAUGCACACAAAGGAAUGGAUGAUCUUCUGGGGAGCGGGUCCUCUAUUCUCACUGGACUACGGGAUCAGCGGAUGACUCUCAAGGGAGCACAAAAGAAGGUCCUAGAUGUGGCAAAUAUGUUGGGAAUGUCAAAUACUGUGAUGCGUCUGAUUGAGAAACGGGCCUUCCAGGACAAAUUCAUCAUGAUCGGUGGAAUGGUUGUGACCUGCAUUAUCAUGGUCUUGGCAAUUAAAUACUUGACAUGAGAUGUCUUUGUGAUGCAGUCUUCUACAGGAACCAUCAGUAAUUCCUUGAGAAGCUGGCCAACUCUGUCUGGCUCAUUGCUUUCAGAAUUGUUCCCCUCCCUUCAGCCUGCCUCAAACCUUUUACAGGACCAAAUUUGGAUAACUGAUCUCAAUGAACAAUUUAGUGUGCACACUUAGCAAUAAAGCUUCCAAUUGUUUCUGACAGGAAGACUGAUCAAAGACCUGAUGAAAGCUAUUAAUUCUAGUUAUAGUGAAUAAGAUAAUGGAUAUCAAUGAACUUUAUAUUCUUGUACCUGGAAGAGAAGAAUAUUUCAGUCACUCUGUACAUUGAUUAAAAUGUUUUUAACCUGGAAGCUACCUUUUGGCAGUCGUCUCCUCUCAGCACUGCCGCCCCUAUUUUUUUUCCCUUUUUCAAAAAAAAAGUUAAAUAAUUGCAGAUAUUUGCUGUGGCGGCUUCAAAACCAGCACUUCCCAAUAUAAUCUGUUAAUCCUUGACUGUCAAAGAUUGGAUUCUAGGAAUGCCGUGAACAGUAAGUUGUGCUUCAGAAACUGGCUGGCCUCUGUGCAAUUUCCCAGUUUCUUGAGGUCAAAGGGGAAGAAGUCCCUAUUCCAGAGUUCCACCAAUCCCAAAUCCAUUCCAAGGCUGAUUUCUGUGGUUCGUGUCCAGUCAUCUAGACCUUAUAUUAAUGUUUUGAAAAAAGUAAGUGUGAUUUCCCCCUUGUUCCCCCCAAUAAAGUAUUCUGCCAGUAUUUCUUCCUCAUUCAACAUUGUUCGCUGCGUAGGAGUUUGGAGCUCAGCCCUGACAUCCUGUGCAAGGGGUCUGUACGUUCUCCCUGUGGAAUCUGUGGUUUUUUUUGGGUGCUUCACUUUCCUCCCACAGUCCAAAGAUGUAACAGUCAGUUGGUUAAUUAGUCGUUGUAAAUUGUCCUGUGAUUAGAUUAGCAUUAAGUCAGGGAUUGUUGGGGUUUGCUUGGUGGUGCAGGUUGAAGGGCCAAUUCCUCACUGUGUAUAAAAAUAAAUAAGCAAAUCUUGCUCAGAAAACAAUUAGAUGUGGCACCCUGCUUUGAGCGAUUGGCCAACAAUGGCCACCCAGUGACACCACUGGCAGAAGUUUGUAACUGCAAUACAAGCAAUUUUAGAUAAUACAGGUCAAAACUCAGCAGUCUGUCACUCUUGACCUGACCAUUGCCAGAUCACAGAAAUUGCACCUGAUGAUCUUCCUCUGAGUAGAAGAAUUGUUUUUAAAGUAUAUACACUUCCUGGGUUACCUAAAGGUUCUGAGAACUAAGUGUAACCCAAAGUUUCCAUAAGUCAGAAACACUGUCGAUAUGGGAGGGUUAAUCAGUACAGAUUUAAAUUUUAGAUCUUUAUUAGAUCAUGGUUAGAAUUAAUUAAUUAGUACAAAUCUGUACUACAAAUUUAAAACCACAGUGCUAGGUGAGAGAAUGUCAACCUGUAUUGAGACAUCUGAUGAUGGUCGACUCUAACCAUCUGCCACAGCUCAAAUGAUGGGUCCCAAGCAGUGCUGCUCAGCAAGUGUGCAAGAUAUCCCAGUCCCUACCUAUUAGAGAUAACACAAUGAUCAUUUUCAAAGAAAAGUCAAAAUAUGCAGGGAGCUUGAGGGAAAAUGGGGAUGGAUAUACUUAAAAUGUCGCCUUUAAAUAUUUCCAUUAUUGCUGUUUGAGCCUGUAUUCAUUAUAAAGUAACAAACUGUUUUUUUCAGUCUUGAUGGUCUCCAGAUGUCUUCAGUGUGGCAAUGGCAUAUUAUAAAAGUGAUGACCCAUUAUGUAUCAGUACCUAAAGCCCAUGGGUCUGUGUUUGAUGAAAAUAUGUGAUGUGAACUACUCUUGACUGAAACAAACUGUUUGUUGACUGCAUCAGACUGUGACAACUUUCCACAGAAACAUCUCUUGUUUGGCCUGCACAUACUUCAAAAAAUAUCUGCUAUACAGUAAUUAAAAAAAAGCCUAAAUGGCAUCCUUGCUCAUUAUUCCUUUGUCUCCAUUUGAAUGUUUUAUCAUAUUUACUGAGUGAAGAGAAAGCAUUUUCUUUUCUAACUGGAGAGUGGCCUAAAAUUAUAUUUUAAAAACAUUAAAAUGCCCCAGUUUAUAUAGAUACCCAGAGACAAAUGUAAAUCUACUAAAAAUGCAAAGGUGCUUUAAUGUUGGCCACCAUUAAAGUAUAGCAUGUAAAUUUGUUGUAAUUUGUGUUGUGGUUAUGAUUAGACUGUGAAUGUAUGAAAACUGAUAAGAACUUAAUCCUGCAACUACACUCCCUAUAGCUUGUAAUUUAUGUUGAUGUUCUGUUUAUCAGACUGCAAAUCCUGUCUUUUCACCUCAGUAGUUUGUGACUGUAACAUGUAUAUUUCAAUCCAAAUUUAAUGAGGAAGAUUUGCUGGCUCUAUUAACCCAUCUGGGCAGAGUGGAAAUUGAAAUAGGUGAGUGUGCUCUCAGAAGGGAGGUGGACUUAAUUUUCUGUCUAAGAUAAUUUUUAGGCAGCUCCUCAGAUCCAGGCUGAUUAAUUUCCACUCCAGUGCUAUGGAUUCUUUGGUGGCCAAGAAGGUGAAUGUUGGAACUGCGGAUUCUUCCAUGGGUAGAGUUGGAAGUGUCGAUGUGGCAGGUAGCUGAGCAGUUUAUAAGGUGACCUGCCCUUUCCCAUGCAUGUACAGCUUUCCUCUGUAAAAUGAAUGGACUCUAGCUUUUCAAUGUUCCUCCACUUUAAGCAAUCCUGAAUCUGAAAUUUCGAUAGGUAGGUACAUUUAAUAUCAGAAAAACGUAUACAAUAUACAUCCUGAAAUUCUUUUUCUUCGCAAGCAUUCACAAGGGUAGAGGAGUGCCCCAAAGAAUGAAUGACCCCAAAGCCCCCACAGCUCCCUUCCCACGCAAAAGCAGUGGCAAGGCAAUGAACUCCCCCCCCCCCCCCCCACUCCCCCACCAGUCAAAAAAACAUUGGUACCCUCCACAGAGCACUCAAGCAUCGAUAAAGACACAGACUUGUAGUGCCCCAAAGAAUACUCGUUCACCCGGUAAUUCAGCAUACUAUAGGCUCACUCUCUCUAAUAAGAGAAAAAGAGGUGUCCCUGUUUCACAGCGAGAGGGGAGACAUAACCAUCAACUCACUGAUUUAUGGUGUUAGAAGUCUGUUGCGUCGCUUUUUCCAAGAUGCCCACUGUAAGUAGUCCAAUCCAUAGAAGUUUAUAAAAAGGCAGGCUUUGUUGCUGCAUUUGUAGAUGAUGGUUUUGUGCCAGAUCUGAGGUCCUCAUCUUGAAAUAGUUUUUUUCCCAAUUGUCCCAUGUCUGUACUGAUGCAUUGAAGCUGGCAUCAAUGUCCACUUUUGCUCAACAAAGACAAGGCAGUGGUCCACGUUUCCUCUGGUCACACCACAGCAGCGGAAAGUUGAUAGAGGACCUUUGAUAAAGAUUUUGAACGUAAAUCUUGCCCUCCUUUCAAAUUUCCUGGAAAGAACUGACAUGGCUUGGAGCUCAGCAGGGAUAAGCAAAUUGUCUCCAUGUUAGGGUAACUUUGGGUUCAAGUUCUAGUUUAUUGUUAUUCAAUUGUGCACAUGUAUACCGCCACGUGAAAUAACAUUCCUCCAGACCAAGGUACACAACACAGUGCAUGUAACUCUCACACAUAACACAUAAAUUAAUAUCACCACAAAUAAAUUAACAAAUAAUAUGGUGUAAGUUGAAAAAGUAAACAGUAUAAUGCUACUUGCCCUUCAUGUGUGAUGAGACCUGGGUGGUGAUAGGGAGUUCAGUAGUAUUAUGGACUGGGAAAAGAAGCUACUUCCUAUCCUUGUCCUAACGUUUUGGUACCUCCUGCAGAUGGUAGAGGUUCAAAGAGAUUGUUGGACAGAUGGGAGGGAUCUUUGACAAUGCUAAGGGCAUUGUGUUAUGGUAUGAGGUUGCUGUGGAUUAAACAGUGCCUGUUAAUUUUGAAAUUAAGUGACACUUCCAUGGGAAGUUUUGUAGGUUAGAUGAAAUGUGGCAAGAGGAUUCAGAAAUGUUGGCACAGUGAUGUGACACCAGUCUUCGCUGCGAAUGAUUCUGUUGUUUGGUAUUGUGUUGUGAACUCAGUGUAAGAUGGAGGCAAUUUUUCUCCUGGCAGUUGAAUUUGAAAGAGGUGCACUGAAUGAUUGAGUCAAAGGCUGCAAAGACUAAGUAUGAUGGCAAGUGCUGCUUCCUGCUUUUUUCUUGAAGUUAUUGCUUGGUGAAUUGAUCCAUUAGGUCACCCUGUGAUAUGGAAAUAGCCCACUGGGAGGCAUUGGUUGUGCGGGACCCGGACAAUGACUCUCCUUGGUGGGAAGAUCCCUGUGCAGUUACCACAGGCGGGUUUGGCUCUUUCUUGAAGAUAGUUGUGAUUAUGUUGUCUUUGAGAUUCCCUUAUUCACAUCCCAGAUGUGAAGAUAAGAUAGUGGAUUUGUGACUGAACUCUUCAUGGCCAAGGUUUAGUACUUCAGCAGGGAUUCCAUCCGUUCUUGACAUCUUGUUACUUUUGGCUGUGUAGUCAGGAGUGGUGGGUAGAGUUCUUUGGGAAAGUAGAAAAGGGUUGCACUUGAGGAGGGUUUUUGAAGUGUUCCUUCCAGCAUGUGUUGAUUACAUCUCAAUUCAUGAUGAGUUCACCCCAGUUCCAGGCUCUCAGUGAGUGCUGGUGCUGUUGAUGGCUUUUACAGCACUGAAGCGUCUGAUAGCCACUAAUGAGGUGCAGAAUCUUGGCAAAUUUCUGAUUUAAAUUAUGGGAGGCCCCUGUAUGGCUAUGCACACUUCUCUGCUGCAUUCUCCUCAUGCCCAAAUGACCCAGAAUGGUCCAAAGCACAGUAAUUUCUGCCCAGUUAAUAUUUCAACUUAUUUUGCAUCAGUAACAUUGUGAUUUGCUCAUCUGUCAUAUUGGAAACAAGUAUCAUUGGGUGAUGUUUCAAAUAUUCAGUUAAUUUCCAUUUUUAGAUUACUUUUGCAAAACAACCCUUUUGGGGCUAUUACUGUGCAGAAUGCUUGCUUUCAUUUUAAAUCUAGUUUCUUCUUGAUGACUGUGGCAUAUUAAUUAUUUUUAUUGUCUGUCAAGGGUCUACUACAUUAUCAUUUCAGUUUCCUAUCUCCUAUCACUGCCAAGUGAGCUGGAAUAUGUAUCUCAAGCACAUUUAUUGCACCCAAAAGAAUUAUUUAUACUUUAGUGAUAUUAACAGGGAUUAGAUUUAAUAAUGUAAUAUAAUACAAUUUCAUCCCCUAGAGUUUGGAGUCUGUUGAAGUCCAUACUUGCUCAAUGUGAAUUUGCCUCAGAAUUGAUUACAUUUUAAGCUGUGCAUCCUGAAAUGGUCAGACAUUGGUGUAGUUUCAGUGUGAGAUCCCAGUCCAUGGGAGUGCCCCUAUCAGAUGAACAACUUAAUAACAUGCUUACCAUGGGACUGUUUGAUACUGACAACUGUAAAUUUAUCAGGCAGACUCAAAAGAACCAGUAGAAGUAAUGUUUGGCCAUAUCCUAAAUGAUAUAGUGCAGAUAAGAAAGGAUGCAGGCUGAUAAUGUGUUGCACCACAUUGGUUAGCUCAACAUUAACUUCUCUCUAUUUCAAUCAUGUGAUUGUUGACUCUGCUGUUUACACACUGUCUGAGUAUUGAACAACUUCCAGAAUGUUUUACAAAGCAAAGUUUGCACUGCACACUCUUCGAAUGCAGAGUGUGUGAAAAGUCACAGGCACUGGCUUGCAGAAACCUUCCCUUAAUUUAACAGGGAAGAUCUGCUCCAAAGAGGAAAGCUUUGGGGGUGUGGGAAGGAGAACAUAAUUAGGGAUUACUACUGCUAGUUAUACAUGCAGAAGAUGAACAUAUCCAUCUGUUACUUUAGCUGUAACAAUAUUAUUUAGAUUGUAAUAGCACAAUGCAUAAACAGCAUUAUUUUGAAUGGGUUUAAUUACUUUCUAUUUCCUUCAUCAUUUCAGGCAUUGAUGAUUCCAUUCUUACAUUUAUGGAAUAUUAACAUUGGAAAGUCCAAGGAAGUGUUUAAAUGGGACAAGUGAAAAGGUUUUCAGACCAAUCAAUAUCUGCCCUUUGAUGGCUGAUAUGAUUUUCUUCCAGAAUCACAAACUAUCCUCUUUGCCGGUCCCCAUUUCUUUGACUCUGUCAAUAUUAUUAAAAGAAUCACAGUUUGCCAUGUAAUUUCCCCUAGCCCUGAGUAUUGGAAGAUGAUGAGUUUAUCACAGGAUCAUGUUAGAGUAUUGUGUUCAAUUCUGGUCACCUCAUCAUAGGAAGGAUGUGGAAGCUAUGGAGAGGGUGCAGAGGAGAUUUACCAGGAUGUUGCCUGGAUUGGAGAACAAGUCAUAUGAAGCAAGGUUAGCAGAGCUGGGACUUUUCUCUUUGGAGCGUCGAAGAAUGAGAGGGGACUUGAUAGAAGUCUACAAGAUUAUGAGAGGCAUAGAUAGGGUGGAUAGCCAGUACCUGUUUCCCAGGGCACCAAUAGCAAACACCAGAGGGCAUAUGUACAAAAUUAAGGGAGGGAAGUUUGGGGGAGACAUCAAGGGUAAGUUUUUUACACAGAGGGUUGUGAGUGCCUGGAAUGACUUGUCGGGGAUGGUGGUGGAGGCUAAAACAUUAGGCACAUUGGACAGACACAUGGGUGAAAGAAAAAUGGAAGGUUAUGGGGUAGUGUGGAUUUAGUACUUUUUUAAAGGAUUAUAUGGGUCGGCACAACAUGGAGGGCUGAAGGUCCUGUACUGUGCUGUAAUGUUCUAUGGUUCUAUGAAAAGGGUGAUGCAGGAGGCUAUUAGUUCCAUCAUAUGCUGCAUGAGGAAGAUCUAGCAUGUCCUUUGAGCACCUGGUUCAGAGUUCUGCAGCUGCCACUUUGGGUGGAUACACAAAUGCUUUAAUACCAUGAGGGCUUCUCCCUCGACCGCAUAUUCAGGCCCUGAACCCCAACCUCUACUAUGCUCUGCAUGAAAAAACUCUUCAUCUGAACCCAUCAUUGUUUUAAAUCCACACCUCCUAGUUUUUGAUCUAUCAACUGAGGGAGCCCAGGCUUUCCUAUUUAUUCUUUCUAUCCCCCCCCCCUUAAUUCCAUGCACUUUGGUUGAGCCAACCUUAUCCAAUCUUUCCAUAUACUCCUGAUGUUCAAGAUCUGGUAAAUAUUUGCAAAACUCUGCCCUGUCACAUUUUUCAUACUGAUGCUCUGUUCAAGCUGCAGUCUAAUUGGUCACGUGUACAACUCAAGAAACAUCAUUCUACCAUUUGUUCAAUGCUCUAUUAUUAAAUGUCUUGGCAUGAACUAGA